Messenger RNA from Paramecium pentaurelia, 629 nucleotides. The record is from the annotation of a GenBank genome assembly. Lineage: Eukaryota; Ciliophora; Oligohymenophorea; Peniculida; Parameciidae.
UCAUGAACAUGAACUUCAACUAAUCCUAUGCCAAUAUGGUAUUUUUUAUUUUUUAGUAAAAUGCUUGUAAUAUUCUUUAACAUCUCUACAAUAAUAAAGUCGAAUAGCAAAACCUAGUAAAAUAAGAAGAAGGGGUGGAAUAAGAAGUAAAAUAAGAGGAAGGGGUGUAAUUAUCAGGAUAAAUGGAAGAUGAAAGUUUGAAUUAAUUAAAAUAGGAGAAAAAAUAUCAGAUUGCUAACGAGAAUCAGAAUGAUUAUAACAAAAUUCAUAUAUUUCCUGGCUAAAGUAAGAAUUAUUACAAAAACAUGGGUUAAAAGAUAGUUAGAUUUAUUUUUGAACACUUUUAAGAUGAUCAAAAUGUGAUGGGUGACACUUACAUUAAACAAUUUAUCAAAAUAACAAGUCAAGGUUUUAAUAGGAAUGCUAUUUUAAAACUUAAAAAAUCUAGAAUAGCUCGUAAAAUACUUAAAUUGUUCUUUGCUAAUUAUAAAUGGGUAAAGCCCUUUAUAUCAUAGCAUAAAGCAGAACUUGAUUUAUAUUUUAGAUAUAACACACAAGUCUAUAGUUCUAAGAAAAAAUAAUUGUAAUCACAGAAACUAAAAAAUGACUAACUCAAACAAAAAGAAUGA